Zingiber officinale is the source of this 1433-nucleotide messenger RNA. RefSeq names its product vacuolar protein sorting-associated protein 22 homolog 1-like. The transcript has 8 exons. Gene Ontology annotation, cellular component: ESCRT II complex. The record is from RefSeq and is a predicted model, not a curated record. NCBI's taxonomy places the organism in Eukaryota, Viridiplantae, Streptophyta, Magnoliopsida, Zingiberales, Zingiberaceae. The coding region runs from base 296 to 1057 and encodes 253 amino acids. Gene Ontology annotation, biological process: protein transport to vacuole involved in ubiquitin-dependent protein catabolic process via the multivesicular body sorting pathway.
CGGCCCGAGCGGUCCAGCUGAGCCGCGGCAGGCAUAGUGUUAGUUUCCUUCGUCGCAUUCUUCGCCGCUCGAGUGCAUCGGCAAGAUCUGGAAGUAAUCCGCGAUUCGCCGGCGUCGCUCGUUCGCCUAUCUUUCCCAUAUUUCCUUGCCCAAACCGAGGAAGAAGCGCAUCUUCCUUCAGCCUCGUGCUGCUCGCGAUACUUCCUCCAUCGCUGCCGAUCCCGAAGAAAGACCAAAUCGGCCGUCGACGCGAUCCUGUACCUAGGCCUGUAUCAGAGUUCGAGCAGUGAGAAGCAUGAGAAGGCGGCCUGGGAUUGCUGGUCUGCAGAGUGCAGCUGCUUCCCGGGAACAAUAUCGACAAGUUGGUGAAAAUGUUGCUAGGAUCCGGACAGAUCUCAUGAAGGAACAACUUACCACAUUUCGAUCACAACUAGAGGAAUUUGCUCGCAAACACAAGAAUGACAUCCGUAAAAACCCCGUAUUCAGAUCACAAUUCCAUGAGAUGUGUUCCAAAGUCGGAGUUGAUCCCCUAGCCUCGAACAAGGGAUUUUGGGCUGAGUUAUUAGGGAUUGGUGAUUUCUAUUAUGAGCUUGGAGUUCAGAUUGUCGAUAUUUGCUUGUCAACUAGAUCUCACAACGGAGGUUUAAUCAACUUGCAAGAACUAUGUGAUCUCCUUUGUCAAAGGCGGAAGGGUGCUCGCGAGUCAGUUUCUGAAGAUGAUUGCCUUCGUGCUAUAAGCAAGCUAAAGGUCCUUGGUAGUGGUUUUGAAGUUAUAUCAGUUGGCAAGAAAAAACUCGUGCGAUCAGUUCCAACCGAGUUGAACAAAGAUCAUAAUGAAAUACUUGAAGUGGCUCAGGCUCAUGGAUAUGUUACUAUCGAAGAACUUGAGAAGAGACUUUCAUGGUCAUCCGGUCGUGCAAUUGAUGCACUUGAGACUCUUCUAAAAGAAGGCCUUGCCAUGAUCGACGACGGUCAUAAAGAUGGGAAGCGUCGGUAUUGGUUUCCCUGCGUGGCUUCCAUUUUUUCAGCCUCUGGAUUUGAUGGUUUCAAACCAUAAAAUCAUCCAUCACCAAAAGAACAUUCAACCUUGCAAAGUAUAGAAGCUUGCUUCUUCCCCCCUGCUUAAUUGAGAAAUCGACUUCUAGUGGAAACAUGCCAUCUUUUUCUACGGUGUAUAGAUGCUGAAGCUUGCAGCAACAUCAAUUUGGUCAGAAUCUGGAUGGGAGAGCAAGCUAGUUGUACUAUUUGGUCGACUUCCAGCAAAGUUGCUAAUACCAUAUACCAACUUUGCUAUUGACUUGACUCAAGCUAUUCCAACGUUUUUUUGCAUUAUCAAUUGGACCAACUUGCUCCACCCAAACAUUUAAAGAUUGUGUAGCUUCAAUACUGUUGUGUUUGAUGUCCUCUUGAUGAUGCAUGGACUUUGGCGCUUU